Rotaria sp. Silwood2 is the source of this 765-nucleotide messenger RNA. The record is from the annotation of a GenBank genome assembly. NCBI's taxonomy places the organism in Eukaryota, Metazoa, Rotifera, Eurotatoria, Philodinida, Philodinidae.
AUGAACUUCGAAAUAAUUAGUGCCAAUCUUCAACACCAACAUAUAUAUCAAGAUGGUCUCCAUCCAUCAAUUGAAUCAGGCUCUAUACUUAUUGAAAAAACUCUCUAUAACUGGUUUACUACAUAUACUCAACGUUUAUCUUCAGAAAAUAAUCAUCGCAAUUUACGACAAAAACAUCAACAACGGCAACACAAUUAUCUAACCAAUGACAACAGUAUUUGUCAUCCAUCAACAAAAAAAAACAAGAAUAACAUUAUGUGUCAAGUAAAGACAACCCUCAUCAGUUAUUCCAAUAAAACAUUACCACCAAGAGAUAAUAAUGUACCAUUAUUUCAAGGAUCCCUUCAAUCAACACCAUUUUUCAAUGAUAAGAAAACGAAUAACAAACAACAUCAACAACACUCUUUCAAUUCACUCUUGCCAUUAGAAAAACAUAACAAAAAUGAAAAUGAACAUCAAAGAAUUCAAGCACCUACAGCCACUGUAGCUAGAGAAUCUUCAAUGAUAAUAUCCCCUCUGCAAAUUUUUACACCAGAAUCAUUAAUAAGACCACCAUCGGUAAUACCAAAAAGUGUCAUAACAACAUUACAUAUGUCAUUUGAUUUUGAAAUUAUUCCUAUCGAUUUUAGAUAUUAUUUCAAACGAAUGAGACAAAAAUGUACAUUCGAGACAAUGCAAGAUCUUCAAGAGUUUCUCAAAUACAAAUAUAAUACACUACACAACAAGAGAAAAAAAUUACAUUCAUCAUUUUCUCGACAUUUAUGA